This is a messenger RNA of Cantharellus anzutake, 402 nucleotides long. RefSeq lists its product as uncharacterized. Lineage: Eukaryota; Fungi; Basidiomycota; Agaricomycetes; Cantharellales; Hydnaceae. Bases 1 to 402 code for a protein of 133 amino acids. The record is from RefSeq and is a predicted model, not a curated record. The transcript has 2 exons.
AUGCGAUUCUGGAAUUCCUUGUUCCCAACGGGUCUACUACUUCCCAUCGUUGCGGCUGAUUUCCAUGGUGGAAUACUCACUCAAGACCCCCUCGAUGGCAGCGAUUGGUCUAGCAUAUGGUGGGUUACAGUCGCAUCGCGGAAUCUCAGCUGUAAACCGAUGGCAAGUGAAAUCCACAAAUAUGCCUCCACUCUCGUACCCCUCGGGUACCCACUGAAGUUUAAUAUUUGCGAUACUACGGUUACGGUUUCUGAUGACCUUAACUACUGGAACACCAACCAAGCUAGCGGAGAUUGUUUCCGAACUGGUCCUGAUCCACGCUUCAAUGCGGGUAAUUGCUCGGGGCCCAUCCAGAACUACUAUGACAAGUUCUUUUGCGCCGCACCCACGGUGUGCCCAUAA